Messenger RNA from Sphenostylis stenocarpa, 405 nucleotides. The record is from the annotation of a GenBank genome assembly. Lineage: Eukaryota; Viridiplantae; Streptophyta; Magnoliopsida; Fabales; Fabaceae.
AUGGGCAUUCCCACAAAAUUUGCAACAAUUUCUAUGGUUUUGUUGUGGCUGUGGAGUGUUGCUGAUGGUGUUCCCAACACGAGCAUCAUCAAUGUUCUCUGCAACAGUGGGUUAUACACCUCAGGGGACCCUUUUGGAUUUAGUUUAAACUAUGUUUUGGGGGACUUGGAGAAAGAAACAGCAGCACAGAAGAAUUAUGACUACCACAACAUUUCACCAUAUCCUAAUGCCUAUGUCUAUGGCCAUGCUACUUGUAACCUUAAUCUCACUUCCUCUGAUUGCAAAACAUGUCUUGGUGCUGCUAAAAUGGCCUUGUUUAGCACAUGCCAGACACCACGGAUAGGGGCUCGUUCGGUGCUCCUUGAUUGUACAAUCAGGUACGAGCAAUACCCAUUUGACGAUUAG